CAUUUUUUACUUUCCUUGAUGUGCAAUGCAUAUUUUACUGCUUAUAUCUCCGUUUGCAUCAUAAUUUGUAGACUUAUUAUUUUCACUUUGUACAAUGCAUAUUUUACUUGUUUGUAUAACCAUCUAUCAUUUGGCAUGGAUGAUGUCAUAAAUGCUAUCUUUUGUCACUAAAAGAUAGUAAUAUAUCUUUAAGUAAGACUAGAGAGAUAUUUCCAAUUACAAAUUCUACAAUCUACUUCAAAGGUAACAUAGUCGAUUAGCCAAAAUAACAUAUCAAACCUUAAUCUCAAUCUCUAUUUAAAUCUACAUCGGAUGUCUAGAAUUGGUUCAGUUUUCCCAAGUUUAAUUCCAAUUUUACGACCCGCAAACUCCUACGCAAGACAUCACUUGCAAUGUUCCCUUUAUGGCAAAACUCAAGGCCCACACCUAGAUGGCAUAUGCCAUUAGCAGCUGUCGGCGUCGCUAAAGCGAAGAUUGAGUUGAUAAAAAUGAAGUCUUGGUCUUCCGCGCUUUGCUAAAAAUUCCGGGAACUUGCUGGUGGCCUUCUUGGAAGUUGUUCUCCCUAUUUCUGAUACUACACUUUCUUUCUUGGUUCUGGCCGAUUGAAGGUUGUUGCUGCUGGGAAAUCUAACAUGGCAGAAACGCUUAUUUCAGGGGCUGUCCAAGGACUUGCUGAGAUAGUAGCUAUUCUAACUGCAAAAGAAGGCUCUCGCUUGUCUGAGUUGGAAGAAAACUUUAAUUGGAUUCGAGAUGAGAUGAGGUGUAUUCAAUAUUUCUGGGAAGAUGCUGAUAAAGUAGAGUCAGAAAGCAGAGGAUUGGCUGAGUUCAUCAGGACCAUUUGGGAUCUUGCUUAUGAUUUGGAGUAUAUCGUGGAUGAGUACUUCCCUAAGCUAUCACCACUUCUAAGGAAUGACUGGAAGGGGCGUCUUGGUUGGUUUUUGAGAGCCAAAACUGUUCGUGACUUUGCGGUGAAGAUUGAAAGAAUAACACGAAGGGUAGAGCGUAUCAGUGUCAGGAGACAGACCUAUCAAGUCCCAGAUGCAAGUGGCCCUGCUGGAAGACAGGAUUGGGAUCUAAUGAGUACUUUUCCCCACACUGAAGAAGUAAAUAUUGUUGGUAUGGACGAACACAUUAAGGAAUUAGCGGACAAAGUGUUGGAUGAAGAUUCAGAGCAUCGUGUGAUCUCAAUCACAGGCAUGGCCGGUCUAGGCAAGACAACACUGGUCAGAAAGGUAUAUAAUUCUGUUCGAUUAAGUUUUAAUUGUUCAGCUUGGAUUUGUCUCUCUCAAAAACCAAACCUACAUCAGCUUUUACAUCAUAUAGCAAGGGAAGUUGGCUUCAAGUCGGAGGAGUGCCAACACAACUUUGUGGUUAAGUUGUCCGAACUUUUAAGCCAAAAAAAGUAUGUGAUAGUAAUUGAUGAUAUAUGGGACACUAAACAUUGGGAUGAUUUAAAAAAUGGCAUUCCUGUUAAUUCCAUGAAUGGCAGCAGAAUAAUCAUCACUUCCCGAUCCGAAGAUAUAUGUGAACAAAUUGGUGGGCAAAUUUUUUUACAUAAAUUGCAACCGUUAGACGAAAAAAAGAGUAGAGAGCUCUUCUUCAAAGUAGUUAUGGCUGCCCCACAACACAAUGAUGGUGGUGGUGAUCCCUCACAAUUGAAAAACAUUGGUGAGAAAAUACUAAAGAAAUGUGGCGGUGUGCCACUUGCGAUAGUAGUUAUAGCAGGCGUGUUGUUAUCAAAAGAGAGAAGCAUACAUGCAUGGAAAGGGGUAUUAGAGAGUAUGGGUAAAGAUCAAGACCAAUGUUUAAAGAUAUUUGCUUUGAGCUACAAGGAUUUACCUUUAAUGUUAAAACCAUGUUUUUUAUACUUUGGUCUAUUUCCAGAGGAUUACGAAAUUUCUACAUCCAGACUAAUCAAUUUAUGGGCAGCUGAAGGAUUUAUACAUGACAGUGGAGAAAGGGCAGUUGAGGAUGUGGGGCAAGAUUACCUAAAUCAAUUAAUUGGUAGAAACCUAAUUCAAGUUGUCAAGAGGAGGUACGACGGGACGGUUAGAGUUUGUCGUAUUCAUGAUAUCUUGCACGACCUUUGCAUUAGCAAGUCUAGGGAGAUCAACUUUCUUACCACACUCAAUAAUGUAGCCACUAGUGCAUAUUCCCUUACGCCACGCAGAGUCACUAUCUCUUUUCGAAGUGAUGCUAGCAACUACGUAUCUUCAAAUCGUCAAACUCCAAAGCUUCGGGCUUUGUUAUGUUUCGAUUAUGUUUCUUCACCGGAAGGCUUCUGGAAAGUUAAGCUUCGUCUUAGAAACUUCAAAUCUCUUCGAGUGCUAAUUUUAACGGUCUUUAGAGGGGCUGAGGGCUCCUAUGAAUGAAUUGUUAAGUUAAAACACCUCUGUCACCUUGAAUUGAGAGGGUAUGGUUCUAUAGCGCUUCCUUACGCCAUAAAGAAUUUGAAAAAUUUGCUGACGUUGGAUAUGAAGUACGGCAAAGUCAUCCUCCCUGAGGUCAUCUGGAAAAUGAAGCAACUAAGACAUAUUCGAUUACCACGUAACUGUAGGGCUCCUUCAGUCCGUGGGUUCCACUUGGAUUGCCAUAGGUUCCAUCCAUUCGAAGUUUCUUUACCAAACCUGCAGACCCUCUUUGGAUUGCCUGUCAAAGUUUUUGAGGCCAAUUGGUUGCACAAACUUGAUAGUUUGAGAAGACUGCAAGUCUGGAAUAUAACUAAGCAUAUCAUUGAGGUAUUGUCAAGUGUAAACUCCCUGUUACAGAAGCUAGAAGAAUUGCGAAUAUUAUCUCCAGACGAUAUGAAAUCUGCCUUGGAUCUGUCUAGAUAUAUAAGCCUUCGUAAGUUAUACAUGUACGGCAGCGGCGUAGUGGAUUUUACACGACAUGAUAUACUGCCAACAUGCCUCACAGAGCUUUUCCUUGAGCAAACUUCGCUGGAAAUGGACUCAAUGGUGACUUUGAAGAAACUACCUAGACUUGAGAUCCUUAUACUUGGAUAUGAUUCAUACCUUGGGAAGAAGAUGGUAUGCUCUGGAGAAGCUGGCAGCUUUCUUCAACUCAAAGUAUUGAGAAUUUUUGCAGAGAGUCUAGAGGAGUUUGUAGCUGAGGAAGGAGCAAUGCCCAAACUCAAGCACCUUACCCUCUCUCGUUCCAUACCGACAGUGAAAGUUCCAGAUAGAAUCAGAAAUAUAAUCACGAUUGACGCAAACAUGGGAGGCUUCGAGGAGUGGCUUUUCGAUCUGUGACUUCAUUUCCGUGACUUCAUUUUGGAAGGUGAAAGCACCAUCUAAAGGAUGAUGAAUGCAUGGGCUCUUGAUGUUCUGCUUCCUCCCCAAUGUAAUCUUGCGACAAGAUGUCUUUCGGCUGAUUGCUUCUCCCGAGAAAGAAUGGUAUAUGCUUUGUGAUUUGGUAUCUUAAUUGCUGUAUUACCCUUAAAUGUUAUUUGAAUUUAUCAAUGACUUUGAUGGAUGUUUAAUAAAUUUACAUAUACUGAUUUUUUCGAACUCGUC
This is a messenger RNA of Diospyros lotus (date-plum), 3515 nucleotides long. Its product is annotated as toMV resistance protein Tm-2(2)-like. Gene Ontology annotation, biological process: defense response to other organism. NCBI's taxonomy places the organism in Eukaryota, Viridiplantae, Streptophyta, Magnoliopsida, Ericales, Ebenaceae. Gene Ontology annotation, molecular function: ADP binding. The record is from RefSeq and is a predicted model, not a curated record.